Molecule: messenger RNA, 288 nt
Organism: Cylicocyclus nassatus
Lineage: Eukaryota; Metazoa; Nematoda; Chromadorea; Rhabditida; Strongylidae
Source: the annotation of a GenBank genome assembly
AUGGGUUAUAAAGUAUUCCUCGUUUUUAUCCUGCUGCAUGUAUGUGUUGUUAUGGGAUGUUUUGAGACCAUCUUUCGUUGCUUGCAUCCAAAUCUUAAGACCUCCGACGAAGAGGACCAAACACAACACUGUUCUAGGUUGACUACAUAUUGUCGAAAUUUGUGUGGGUUGAAAAAUCCGCGCAGUUGUGGCAAAUAUAAAGCGUGCUUCGAGCAAUGCAUGCAAAAUAACAAAACCAUGACAUUCUCUCAAGGACUGACUCAUGCAAACGGGAAAAUUAUUCUAUGA